This is a messenger RNA of Alosa alosa (allis shad), 944 nucleotides long. Its product is annotated as partitioning defective 3 homolog. The transcript is spliced from 3 exons. The record is from RefSeq and is a predicted model, not a curated record. NCBI's taxonomy places the organism in Eukaryota, Metazoa, Chordata, Actinopteri, Clupeiformes, Clupeidae. The coding region runs from base 234 to 692 and encodes 152 amino acids.
UGCCUGGUAACCACAGUAACCAUGAGCGGAUUCAGCUCUUGCGCCAGGAGUUCCAUUCUACUCGUCACGGGGACGAGCUAAAUGAGCAGCCCUGGGUCCCCCAGACUGGACGUCACUCAGUAACAGUGGAGUUGCAGCUCCACAAAAAGCGACUAGAGGAGACUGAUUCCUUCAGACAAACCCAAAGACAGUACAGCUCUCUACCACGACGUCCCAACACAACUCCGCCCAGGAUGGUCUCCCACGGCAACCCCUGGAGCUCCUCCCCAUCCCGUGGCAACGGUUUCCAGGCGGCCAAAGAGAGCGGCCGCUACUCCAGCUACCAGGGCCCUCGGCACGGGCCGCACAGCCCUGUCCACUCCCACACACAUGCGCACGCACACACACACGCGCAUGCACACACACACGCGCAUGCACACACUCUCUCGCUGAGCGGCGUGAACGCCCGCGUGCUGCUGGAGGCCCAGGAGCUCCUCAGGCUGGAGCAGAGACGCCGCCAGCAGCAGCACAAGGACUACAACUCCCACAAUGCCAUGCACAGCAACAGCAGCCUGGCUCAGGAGCAGGGCACAAGGAAGGACUACAACUCCCAGAGUUCCCCGGGGCCACCCAAAGGCCCGCACAGACAAGACAUGCCGCCCUCCCCGUCACAGCUGUCUCGCCUCAACCGCGCCAACACCAACUUCUCUUGAGAGACACAGAGAGAGUGUGUGUGCACUACACUAAUGCUUGCACAAAUAUGGCCUUUCACACACACACACACACACACACACACACACACACACACACACACUCACAGACUCCAACCGUCCCAUUUUCUUAGAAUAAUCUUGGUGCCUUCUGAAACUUCAGGUCCCGCCUCCACAUGAAUCUGAUUGGUCAGGUAAUGCAGCCGUCCAUGUACUGUGAUAGUGUGUGUGUGUGUGUGCGUGUGUGCGUGUGUG